UCGCUAUUUUAUUUGGUAUAGCGAGUAAUGACUAUUAAAGAUCACGUAUUCACAUCCAAUCAAUACCCGACCUCCUCUAAUAUGACUCUUCGUCAUUAAGGAGUUGAAAAAGUUUCCACACUUUAUAAACCCUCAUUUCAUCACCUCCACAACUAUUUUUCACACCUAUUAACAAUGGCAACAAGGUGCGAAAUCUUCUGCGAAAUCUUAAUCGCUAUUUUACUCCCUCCUCUUGGUGUCUGCUUACGCCAUGGUUGCUGCACUUGUGAAUUCUUGAUAUGCUUGCUGUUGACGAUGCUAGGGUACAUUCCUGGAAUGAUUUAUGCUAUCUAUGCAAUUGUCGUGGUCGAUCGCGAUCGAUGGUAUCGAGAUGGCUGUUACUAUUAUCGGCUUUCAUAGUAUAUCAAUUGUUGAUUGUAAAUUCCGAAUCUCCCUUAUCCAGAUCUGGUUUUUGAUUAUUGAAUUGUAUAUUUAUUGAAAGGAGAUUAUUGAAUUGUAAUCUACUGUUUACACGGUUUCGAAUAAAUUGAUAAUUGUUUUGAUUUUUUGGUGGAA
Molecule: messenger RNA, 555 nt
Organism: Amaranthus tricolor (Joseph's coat)
Lineage: Eukaryota; Viridiplantae; Streptophyta; Magnoliopsida; Caryophyllales; Amaranthaceae
Product: UPF0057 membrane protein At4g30650-like
Exons: 2
Coding region: 175-399 (74 amino acids)
Cellular component (GO): membrane
Source: RefSeq, a predicted model, not a curated record